AUGAGGCGACAAAUCCCAAUACUUCGUGUCCUGGGUCUGCUCGCUGGAGUUCUCGACCUUGCUCGAGGAGAUGACGCUAACAAGAGUGCCUACGGUUCCAUGGUUGUUAUCGAGGAAAUAUUGUUCAAGACGUAUACCAAAACGGACCCUGGUCCGCGGCGUCUUUACACAUACGACGACCGGGUCGACGCCCGGAACAACGACGGUCCUACCAUCGUCUGGAUCAGCGCUCCUCCUGGUGGUUAUGUAACGCAUUUUACUGGAGGACCAACGCCUGGUACUACUACAAUUCCACCAGCAGAUGGAUGCAUUUCCAACUGCCUUACUACAGUUAGAAUUAUAACCACUCCGGCUGGCGGCGUUACGACGCAAUUUACUGGCGGGCCAACACCUGGUACUACCACGAUUCCACCAUCAGCUGGAUGUACUACCAACUGCCUUACUACUGUUCGAAUUACACAGACUGGCGGUACUAUAACAGAAACUGUUCCUGGACCAAUACCUACUACUACUACAAUAAUGCCACCAGCUGGGUGCAUUACCAACUGCCUCACUACAGUUAGAAUUAUAACAACUCCGGCUGGCGGCGUUACAACGCAAUUUACUGGCGGGCCAACGCCUGGCACUACUACGAUUCCACCUUCAGCUGGAUGCACUACUAACUGCCUAACUACUGUUCGCAUCACACAAACUGGCGGAACUAUUACAGAGACUGUUCCUGGACCAACACCUACUACUACUACGAUACUGCCACCAGCCGGAUGUACUGUCAACUGCAUUACGACAGUUAGAAUUAUAACCACUCCGGCUGGCGGCGUUACAACGCAAUUUACUGGCGGGCCAACGCCUGGCACUACCACGAUUCCACCAUCGGCUGGAUGCACUACCGACUGCAUAACUACUAUUCGAAUUACACAGACUGGCGGUACCAUAACAGAGACUGUUCCUGGCCCAACACCUGGUACGAGUACGAUAAUGCCACCAGCUGGAUGUACCGUCAACUGCAUUACUACUAUUAGAAUAACCACGACUGGCGGUGUUGUAACAGAGACCACUACUGGACCAUCAGCCGGUACUACUACAAUUCCGCCAUCGGCUGGAUGCACUACCAAUUGCCUAACUACCGUUAGAAUCACGCAGACCGGCGGGAUUGUAACGCAAACUACUACUGGACCAACAGCUGGUACUACUACGAUUCCACCAUCGGCUGGAUGCUCCACGGAUUGCCUAACCACCGUUCGAAUUACGCAGACUGGCGGAAUUGUGACGCAAACUACCCUUGGGCCAACACCUGGCACUACUACGAUUCCACCAUCUGCUGGAUGCUCUACCGACUGCCUUACUACCGUUAGAAUCACACAGACGAAUGGUGGACUGGUGACGAAAACGACCACCGGGCCAACAGCCGGUACUACUACAAUUGCACCACCGGAUGGAUGUACUGUCAGCUGCACAACUACUGUCAUGAUUACGCAAACUCCUAAUGCCCCAGGACCCGGUGGACCUGAUGUAACAAUCACCAAAACCGUAGCGGGACCCAAGCCCACAACUUCCACCGUCACUCCAGCACCAGACUGCAGUCGCCCUUGCACUACAACCAUUCUGGUCAUUACAUCUGGGGCAAACGGUCCUUGUCAGACACGAACUGUAGAUGAAUCAAAUCAACCUAAGCCAUCAUGCCAACCUCUGGGACUAAAUGUGUGGCUAUACAGGAAUUCGUUUGUUGGUGGACUUGGCUGUAAAGCCUCAGGGGAAACAUGCAUCCUUUCUGGACCAAACUACUAUUUUGUCGAUAAACCCAUUGGUAGCUCGUACACAAACACUACACAUUUCCCCCAGGACUAUAUUCCAGACGUUACAAAAUAUCCUAUUAAGCACCCCCAUGCGGGAUAUCCAGCCUUGGAGUACUAUGUUGGUUACACACGAAAUUUCAACACGGGCAACAUUACCGGCAUCGAUGGCAACCAAUUUACCUUGGUCUACCAAGGACUUUUCAAGGCGCCUAGCACUGGGGCGUUUAGACUCUGCGGAUGGGCUGAUGCGGAGGUCAACGUCUUUUUUGGUGAUGGGAACGCAUUUGAUUGUGAGACCCGGAAGCCGGUGGAUACAGAUCCAAAAAUCACCGCCAGGGGCGCUCAUUUUAUCAAUCCAUCCUCGUGCUUUAUGGUUGACUUGGUGAAGGACCAAUAUUAUCCACUCAGGGUGGUUUACGGCAACAACAGAUACAAUACUGGGUUGGGAUUCACUAUUCAACCACCAGGGGGCAUGUGGUCACAUUCUCAGGAUGGAUUGUAUUACCCAUCAGAUUGUUAA
Molecule: messenger RNA, 2313 nt
Organism: Drechmeria coniospora
Lineage: Eukaryota; Fungi; Ascomycota; Sordariomycetes; Hypocreales; Ophiocordycipitaceae
Exons: 4
Coding region: 1-2313 (770 amino acids)
Source: RefSeq, a predicted model, not a curated record